CUGCGUUCUUCGUUCCCCCUUUCGUGAACGACACGAUCCGGCUCUCCCGCUCUCUCUCCUCCCCCUCCCCCUCCCUCCGCUCAUUCAUGUAGGAGGCGACGAAUCUUUCCCUCUCCGUCGCGCACUUCGCCAUGGAUUUGCACGAGCUCCACUUCCUAUUCGCCGGCGCAAGGCCUGGCUUCGACCCCUUCAACCUCCCGGCCUUCCCUGCCUCCGCCGCUCCGCUCGGAUCGGAGUACCAGAUGGCGCCUCCGUUCGUUGCGUCCGCCACCGGACCGCCGCCGACGCCGUUUCAAGCUCUUCCUCUGGCGCCUCCGGCGGGAAUGCAGAGCUUCGCAUUGCUCGAGAGUGGGGGGAGCGGCGGCCGGUGGCCGAGGCAGGAGACCCUGACGCUCCUGGAGGUGCGAUCGCGGUUGGACUCCAGAUUCCGGGAAGCCGCCCAGAAGGGCCCCCUUUGGGACGAGGUUUCCAGGAUCAUGGCGGAGGAGCAUGGAUACCAGAGGAGUGGGAAGAAGUGCAGAGAGAAGAUGGAGAACUUGUACAAGUACUACAAGAAGACGAAGGAAGGUAAAGCAGGGCGGCAGGACGGGAAGCACUACAGGUUCUUCCGGCAGCUGGAAGCCCUCUAUGGAAGGGAAGGAGGAGGAACCAAUUGCAGGAACGCCGAUCAAAAUCCUAACUUUUCCGGCACCAAUCGCGUUGUCGACAAGAAUGCCCGUACUUUCCAGCUUCCUUCCAUCCGCUUGUCGAACUGCUCCACCGACGGCGACGGCAGCUCGUCGUCAGAUGGCGACGACGAUGAGGAGGAGGAAGAAGGGGAUGAGCGGGCGGCGGAAGAGUUCAUCGGUGCGCAAAUCAGGCGGUUCGUCGAUGCGCAGGAAUUGUGGAUGAAGCGGAUGCUGCGUGUACUGGAGGAGGCGGAGGCUGCGCAGGUGUCGCGGGAGGAGGAACAGAGGCGGCGGGAGGCGGAGCGGGUCGAUCGCGAGGCGAGGCUGUGGGCAGGCGAGCGGGCAUGGACGGAGACACGCGACGCCGCGAUCAUGAAAGCGCUGGAGAAGAUCAGCCGCCGGCGGAGAUCGACGGCGGAGAGUGAUUGAGGAAGCUGUGGAUGAUCAGCUGGUGCAUGGCAGUGCGCAAGGUGUUCGAUCGAUGUCUUGUUCUCUUGGACAUUAAUGCAAACAAAUGGUGGCUAUAUGGAUAGAUCGGGGUAAGUACGUACGAAAUACUAUGGGUUUGCUAUUUAAUUAGAUAACGAAUAAUUAUAAUUAAUUAAUAAUAAGUUACAUAAAAAUUAGACAAAAAAAUUAUCGAAUGUGCGUGUAUAUGUGACCCUAUUUUUGAUCGUGUUUGGAAAAAUGUUUAAAUUAAUGCUUAUGAUCAAUAAAGCUGUGUACUAUUUUAAAUA
Molecule: messenger RNA, 1405 nt
Organism: Zingiber officinale
Lineage: Eukaryota; Viridiplantae; Streptophyta; Magnoliopsida; Zingiberales; Zingiberaceae
Product: trihelix transcription factor PTL-like
Exons: 2
Coding region: 132-1097 (321 amino acids)
Source: RefSeq, a predicted model, not a curated record